UAAGACGGCAAACUAAAGUACAGCACGAAGAUCGGUGAACUUUGAUUUACAAUCAUGAUUUCGCGGAAUUGAACGAAUGCUUCAAGAAAGAAGAAAGCGAGGACGCGAAGAAGCCGCGUGCAUGGAUCUCUCUCACACAUCCAUCAUCCCACGCGCGCUGUUCUUCAGGCUAAAUUCAACAUGAUUCGCCUAAUGAAACCGAUCGCGGCGAGGUUUUAAUGGAGGUGGAAGGCGAAUCUCCUGACAGCGAGCUUGAGUUUUAGUCGCCGUUAGUUCCAGACGCACAACAUUGCUCCUCAUUGCAGAGUUCUCAUGCAUCCAGUUGGAGACACCAGAGCUUGGAGAGACAUGUGCGGUCUUUAGCAGCAAUAAUCGCGGCAGGAAACCAGUCUGGAGGGACGGUUGAUAAAAGCAAUAAAUCCCUACUGAACAUAAGUGACCCGACGCGCUAUGAGAAACUUCAGGGUUAGAGCUUCAGUGGCGCGGAUGCUAGCUAUACGACGCCUUGUGAUGGUUUAAAGUGGAGCCUUUCUGAGACACGGGAACUUUUUGGAUUUACCAUCGACAUACUUGCGGAGAUGACAAGAAGACAGGACGACAUUGCGCCAUCACCUGUUAUCUGAACACUGUGAUUAGUUCUCACAAAAGCACUGAAUCUUUAUUGCCUUUGAACCUGCUUUCAAUACAUUCCGCUGUUAGACAUGGGGACUAGUCAGCUACGGACAGUAGACGGGUUGAUUUCUUAACGAAUACAUAGCCAUAUUGUUUUUAUUCCUCUUAACACGUUGCGUUCGGUACAUCUAUUAAUUUCGCACUAUGAUGGAACCGCCACCUUGCGCUAAGAAGAGCCUGUCUCUUUCGCUGCCGGUUCCCCGGGAGGGACAGGCGACCCUCAAGCCUCCGCAGCAUCUGUGGAGACAGCCACGGACCCCCAUCAAAAUCAAACACCGCGGUUACUCUGACACCGACCGGCAUCACCACCGACAGAUAGAGCGCUCAAAUGCCAUGGACACGAGUGACCGGCCGGGGCUCAAGAAGUCCCGCAUGUCCUGGCCAUCGUCUUUCCAUGGAACCACCAGCGCGUCCAUGAGCAACUGCGCUGGGAACAAGCGCUAUGAUGGGGAGAAUGGGCCCUCUUCGCAGGCGAGUCCUGGGCUGGUGCUCCAUCCCUCCUUCCCUCAGAGUCAGAGAAGGGAAUCUUUCCUCUACCGCUCUGACUCCGACUACGACAUGUCCCCCAAGACCAUGUCACGAAACUCCUCCAUCAACAGCGAGGGUCAUGUUGAAGAUCUCAUAGUCACCCCUUUUGCUCAGGUGUUGGCUAGUCUACGAACUGUCAGAAGCAACUUCACAAUUCUAGCCAACGUCACGACUCCCACCAACAAGAGGUCACCAGUGACCAGUCAACCCACAGUUCCCCCAGCAACGCUCUCAGACUCAGAACUGGCAUUAAUGUACAACGAUGAAUCUGUACUGGAGAACCACCACCUGGCUGUAGGUUUCAAGCUUCUGCAUGAGGAGAACUGUGACAUCUUUCAGAACCUCACCAAACGGCAACGGCAGAGUCUGCGCAAGUUGGUCAUCGACAUGGUUCUGGCAACAGACAUGUCAAAGCAUAUGAGCUUGCUGGCAGAUCUAAAGACAAUGGUUGAGACCAAGAAAGUGACAAGUUCAGGUGUGCUGAUGCUGGACCAUUAUAAUGACCGAAUACAGGUCAUGAGGAACAUGGUGCACUGUGCUGACCUUAGUAACCCAACCAAGCCCCUGGCAGUGUACAGGCAGUGGACUGAGCGUAUUAUGGAGGAGUUCUUCCGGCAGGGCGAUAAAGAGCGAGAGCGUGGGAUGGAAAUCAGCCCCAUGUGUGACAAACACACUGCGUCCGUGGAAAAGAGUCAGGUGGGAUUUAUUGAUUAUAUCGUGCAUCCCCUGUGGGAGACCUGGGGGGACCUGGUCCACCCUGAUGCUCAGGAAAUUUUGGACACCCUUGAGGACAACCGGGACUGGUACCAAAGCACCAUUCCCCAGAGCCCAUCUCCACCGCCUGACGGCCCAGAUAAUGAGCUUGAAUCCUGCACGAACAAAUUCCAGUUUGAGCUCACCCUGGAGGGAGAACCAGGACAGGACUGUGCUUCCAGUCAUAACCACAUAGACAGCCAUGGUCAAGAGGCAAAGAAUGAAGACAAGGAGGCGGAUGAAGCUGAGGAGGACGAGAUAGAGGACAAAAUGGAGGACGGCGAGGAGGUGACAGAGGUAGUGGUCGAGAGGUCGGGACGGAGGCGACUGCAGGUUCAGUCAGUAGUUGAGGAGGAAGACGAGAGACAGUCUGAUGAGAGCCCCGUAGAGGAGACGGAGGAGGAGGAGAAGUCAUCCUCUCCUACCGAUGACACGUAAUACUCAAGACUCAAGGAACAGCUGUCUGGCCCAGGGGGCUGAGUAGGGGCCAUCCUUCAAAAACUGUCCCUAUUCCAUUCACAUAGGACUCUUCUGUUUCUGCUAGCUAAACCAUGAACAGAAUAAGUCUUGUGUACCAAUCCAAUAAGACAUUUGAUUUUAUUUUUCAAAAAGGGAACAAAAUAAUAUUGAUAUCAGAGAAGUAUUUAACACAGCAACUGUAGAUUUCAAGUGCGAGCUGGAGUCCAUCCAGCAGCAGCGAGGGUGAGGUUUGACGGUAAAACAGAAUUGCGGUGGGGUUUGUAAAGGGCCAUUACGUCAGUGUAGCACUCUGGAAUUCCUACACAUACGCAUACACACAUUCACAGGCGUACAUGAAUUUUAACCUAAAAUAACGAUACCACACAGUACAUGCAAACACACGGCUGUGUGUCUGUGUAUGUGUUCAGGGGGCUUGGAUCUGAAAGGAAUCUCUUUGGGAAAAAGCCAUCAUAAAAAGGAGCAUCAGUGUCAAUAAUCAGUUUUUAAAGCAUUCUAACAGGGACUUGAAUCCUCAGAAUUCACAUGCUGAGUGAAAUCUGAGAGACUUUUUCAAUUUCUGUCAUAGAGAGAACACAGUUGCAUCUGCAGGGAGAAAAUAAGAUUAUGUCUGCUGUCCAGAAGACUGUGGAGGGAUGAGUAUGUCGGAAAUGAUUUGGAUCAUCAGUGGGUCCCACCCCCUCUUACCCUUUACCCAGGAGUGCUACCAGUGCAAGAUGGCCGUGUGCCUUUCUGAACCACCAGCUUAAACUCUGGAGCUGUUGUGAAGCAAUGCAUUGUGGGACAGGAGUGUCUGCUUUUGUCUUCAUUUUUGAUUGUCUCUUUCUCUUUUUAAGCAAUCUAUCUCCAUCGAAUAUGGUUCUCGUGCCGGCAUGGAUCAUUCGCAUUGUCUUUGUGAUAGUUCCUGCUCUCAUCUGUCAGUCUUCCUCGGUCGCUUUCAAGCCAACCGAGCAUUUAGGGCCUACAUUAGAUUUAUCACCGUCACUACUUACAAACUACCCUCACUAUCCAUGUGAAUAAUUAAUGAUAGUCACUAUCUGAGGAUAAGCCAUGUGACGCUUUGAAACAUAUGUUUUGCCUUUUUGUUUUGUUUUGUUAUAUCCAUUCCUGCCAAAUUUGUAAAAGCAAGAGUCUCCUCAACUGCAGCACACAUUCGCACAGACUCUCUCACCUUCACCCACUCAUGCUGGUAAUGCAUUCUCUACACCACAACGCACUAAGUUAUGUUUUGCCAAAGGAAUGAGUGCUUAACUGAUAAGUUGGAGGAGCCUCGAUCGGUGGCUAGAACAGAGGAUGGGGAGAGAAGUUGAGGCAUAUUUGAGGGAGAAAGACGUUGGUGGUUAGAUGUUGGAAAGACGUGCAGUCAUAUGGAGUUUGAUGCUUUUUUGCCUUAAUGUCAACUGCAGGGUUUCUUGUCAUUUUGUGGAAUAAUAAGAUGUUGGCAUUAGAUCCCAGAUUAUUUGUUUCAUGUCUUAUAUGCCUUCCUAAAUGUCUGUGAAGAAACAAUAGCUCCAUCUGGAGAUGUAGGGUAUUUUUUUCUGCACGGCAAAGUGACUAUAAUGGAGUACAGACAGAGAAAGCAGGUCAUACCAUUAAAGGAACUGUUGCUCUAAUGUAUUUCAUGUCCAGCAUCUUUUAAGGGUGUCUAUUUGACUUUUCACCAAUGUUUAAAGGGAGACAGAGAGCGAUAGAAUGAGAGUGAGUUCUCAGGUUGAUGUUAGAUUUGCAAUAUUGCCUCUCUCAUCUCUCAGAAUUUGUUUUGGUUUGGUUUUAAUUCAGUUGAAUGAAUCAAUUGUUGCUAUAUUGUGGAACAGCGUUUGUGAGCAUCCCUCUUGAAAUAAGAUGGCAAGCUAGUUUCUGCUGGUCAGUAUCUUAGCUUUACACAAGCCUGUUCCUGUCAGAGCUGUAGCUCGAGGUCAUACCAUUACGUAUGUGAUAACUGUACUUGUCUGUGACAGGAUUAGAGGAUGUCACGGUGUAAGUUUUCAUUUGGUGGACCACAGGAGGAAAGGCCGAGGUUACAUGAUCGGUUUGUGCGAACUGAUGACAUUCCCAUAUACAUUUGCCCGUCUUACCUUAAAAUUGCUUUGUUGUGUGGCUUUUCGUUAAUGUUGUGAGCACUACGCUAACAAAUAAUAUUUGCCAUUUUAACACGACACUGUAGCAAUUGUUUCUUAUUAAGAAAUUAUUUAAAUUAAUUCCUUGCUGCCAUUCUUUUUGGAUAUCAAAAGGAAAAAAACAAGUGUUUUCUUUGAACAG
This is a messenger RNA of Sinocyclocheilus grahami, 4689 nucleotides long. Its product is annotated as cAMP-specific 3',5'-cyclic phosphodiesterase 4A-like. NCBI's taxonomy places the organism in Eukaryota, Metazoa, Chordata, Actinopteri, Cypriniformes, Cyprinidae. Bases 817 to 2391 code for a protein of 524 amino acids. Gene Ontology annotation, molecular function: 3',5'-cyclic-nucleotide phosphodiesterase activity. The transcript has 9 exons. The record is from RefSeq and is a predicted model, not a curated record. Gene Ontology annotation, biological process: signal transduction.